This is a messenger RNA of Dreissena polymorpha, 2996 nucleotides long. Its product is annotated as RUN and FYVE domain-containing protein 2-like. NCBI's taxonomy places the organism in Eukaryota, Metazoa, Mollusca, Bivalvia, Myida, Dreissenidae. The record is from RefSeq and is a predicted model, not a curated record. Gene Ontology annotation, molecular function: metal ion binding. The transcript has 16 exons. The coding region runs from base 469 to 2814 and encodes 781 amino acids. Gene Ontology annotation, cellular component: cytoplasm.
AGAGCGCUAUUGAUUUCUGGUAUUGAACAGUCUGUGUUGGGAAAGUGGAACUAGGCCUUGAUUGCAGGAUUAUAAACAGCACACAGUAUGUUUAGUGGAAUAUUGGUAGGACAUUAUUUAGUGCUUGUAUGGUCACACUAAGUUUACAUUUUGUUUGGAAUGUAAUUGUCAACUUUCCUUCAAGCAGUGUCCAACUUCCUUUGUCGAUCUUGGAGACAGAAUGUUUAGUUAAGAAUAUGCAUCAUGUUAUUGAUGUUCUCACUAUGUUGAAAAAACGGAUUUGUGAAGCUUAUGAAAGCAGAUGAUUUGAUUGUCUUUGUAAACAUUUUGUGCAGCCUUUGACUUGUUUAUUACAAAUAGUCUAAGUAAAUUAGAAUACAAUACAACACAACUCAAAGAUACCACAAGUAGUUUAUCCUAAUAAUGAAGGCAUUUGCAUAAAGGAACCAGUGUUAGGAUUGUUUUGCAAUGGCUGAAGAAACAAUAUACCUGUGUAAAUUCCGGGUCUCUGUUGACGGGGACUGGUUGUGCCUAAAGGAACUGAGCGAUAUUCAGUAUGAAAUGCCACCCUCUCUCAGUAACUCUAUGAUUGAAGAUGAUGACCGUGACCCACGGACCAUAGAGCGAGGCAACUUGCUUAACGUUUCCAAGAUGAUUGUUAAGGAACUAAUUGACUCCUCGAUGGCCCACGGACGGAUGCUUGAUGAUGAUCACGCUCCCCUACAGCAGUUCUUCAUAGUCCUUGAACAUGUGCUGCGACAUGGUCUACGUCCAAAAAAGAGUAUUAUGCGUGAUCGUAGAGAUUUCUGGUGUGUUCUUGAGCUGGUUGAGAAGUUUGUACCUGAAGCUGCAGAAAUCACUGCCACAGUCAGAGAUAUGCCUCAUUUAAAGACCCCUUUGGGCAAGGCAAGGGCAUGGUUACGUUUGUCAGCCAUGCAGAAAACACUUGCAGAUUACUUCAAAGUGCUUAUUGAAAAAAGAGAUAUGGUUUUGACGGAGUUUUAUGAGCCUGGUGCUAUGUUGCUGGAGGAUGAAGGCACAGUGAUAGCGGGUCUGCUAGUAGGCCUGAAUGUGAUAGACUGUAACCUUGGAAUCAAGGAUGAGGACCUUGACCAGCCGAUAGGUGUCAUAGACUUUAGUGUAUAUUUGAAAGACACACGCUUGAAUGAUUCCGACCCAGAGGCAGAUAAUGCUGCCAUGCAAGAGAAAAUGCAGACCAUACUAGAUCAGAAAAACUAUUUAGAAGAACUCAACAGACAUUUAAAUACAACAGUUGCAAAUCUUCAGCAGAAACUUGAAAUGGCCAGUACAACAAACGCCCUGAUGAAAGAAGAUUUAGCCAUCGCCAAAAACACAAUCCUUCAGUUAGAAGAUGAGAAGAAAGUUCUAGAGUCACAGCGAGACACAAUUCUUCAUGUUCACAAACACACGAUCGAGUCAUACCAAGACCACAAUGAUGAUGAAGCAAUUGUUAUUGAGCUUCAUGGAGAGAACAGUCUAAAAGAAGGGCCUCCUUUCAACACAGAAGAUACAGCAGAAAAUACAAAUAUGAAUGAAGCCAGUGCACAGGAAACUGAAAAUGUUACAGCAGACCCCGUGCCUGGGAUAUAUGCUAAAGUCGAUGGUACUUUGCCUGAUGAUGAAUCAAAAGAUGGUAGAACUGAUGAAUUUCAAACUGAAAACAACAGUUCAAGAACUCCUGUGAGAAAGGCAACUGGCCCUGACAUGCAAAAGCCUCGUACUUCCAGUGAGGGAAACUUGAAGACCAGGGCCAGUUUGAGGACCUUCAGUGAAUCAGAGAGCAAACCUAUUGAUACACUCUGGUCCAAACUGGGCUUCUUUCAAAAAGAGACUAAAAAGGACAUAGACGUAGAACGGCAGACAUACCAACAGUCAAGGGCAGGUCUGGAUGACAUGUAUGCUGAUAUUAAAAAGAGACUUGAUGAUGAAAUCAAUCUUAGACUGGAGGUUGAGAAGGAGUUGAGUCUACAGAUUGGCAUGAAGCAGGAGAUUGAGAUGGCCCUGGAGCUGACAGAGAAAGACAUCCACGAGAAGCAGGACACCAUCAUCAGCGUCCGCAAGCAACUAGAGGACGUGAAAAACAUCAACCUGCAGGUCGCUGAGAAACUGGAGCAAUGUGAUACGUCCCUCAAACACAAGACAGAGAUGGUUAGGACUCUGGAAGAGAAGACAAACUCUUUGAUGGCAGCACUGAAGGAUAAUGAAAAAAAACUGAAGAAGUGUGAGAGUGACAAGGCAGCAGCAGAAGAGACAGCCCGCAAAUUGGGACAGAUCAUGGCUGAUAAGGAAUCAAAGAGGACAUCAUUAGAGACAGACCUGCGUAUAGAGCGUGAGUGGCGUGCAAACCUGCAGAAGAAUCUGGACAAGGAGAAGGAGCGCACAUCUGCCUUGCAGAGGGAGCAGCAGCAGCUGCGCAGGCUAGAGGCUGAGCAUGCCACCUUGCAGGCUCAGUUCCAACUGGUGAAGACUCAAUGUGAGGAGCAGGAGCGAACACUCACAGAGCUCGGCUCACACCUCAGCGACUCCAAGCUGCAGAUGGAGGGCAUGAAGGAGAUGCAGCAGAUGAACAAGGAGGCCAUGUGGGCCAGCGACAAGGACGCCACCAACUGCAAGCUGUGUGAGAAGCCAUUCUCUGUGGCGCGCAGAAAGCAUCACUGUCGAAACUGUGGCGACAUAUUCUGUGCCGAAUGCUCAGACAACAAAAUGCCUCACCCAUCAUCUUCCAAGCCUGUGAGAGUGUGCGACUCAUGUCAUGAGGUUCUGUUACAGAGGUACUCUGCCAGUGGAAACUAGUGCAAUAACCUUUAUGUGCAAUCAAAUACUUUCUCAGAAGCAUAAGAAGACGGGUUCAAAGGAAGCAGGGCUUAAACAUUUUGUGGGGCAUGAAAAAUAUUUUUAUGGAAGACAGUCUUACUUACACAUUAUUUCUUACUGGUAUGGGAGUGUUAAUAAAAUCGGCCGCUACUACAAUAAGA